AUGACGCUGAAUUUUAUUCCUUGCAAGGCCAUCUCCAACGCUAAUUAGGGCAUGCUGAAAGCGUGAGGAAUGGUCGCUUAACUAUUGCUCAUCUGCUGUCGCUAUCACUGCUGGCGCUUAUUACGUGACGAUGCUGUGUUUGGUGCCCGCCCGCACAUUCUUUUCUCCCCCACUUUCCCUCACUUUCUCAUCGCCCAAACACCAUCUCAAUCUCUCCUCCUCCUCCUCCUCCUCCACCUCCAAGCGUUAUUCUCACAAAUCUUCGAUCAAGAUGUCAACAACAGCCAUCGAACACAUUGUCCUCUUCAAAGUCAAAGACGACACCGACCCCUCCAAAGUCAACACCAUGCUCACCUCCCUCAACGCCCUCGUCUCUCUUGACCCCGUGCUCCACCUCGCCGCCGCUCCACUCUACCGCACUAAAUCUUCUCCUUUUCCCUUCACUCACAUGCUUCACAGCCGUUACUCCUCCAAAGAUAGCCUCAACGCCUAUUCUGCACACCCUAGCCAUGUCACCGUUGUUAAAGAGUCGGUUCUCCCGAUCUGCGAUGACAUAAUGGCGGUCGAUUGGGUCGCCGAUGAUCUCCAAGGGCCGAUCGUCCCACCUCCGGGUUCCGCAAUAAGAGUGAGCUUCCUGAAAUUGAAGGAAAAUUUGGGCGAGGAAGACAAAGAUGAGAUUCUGGCAUUCAUUAAAGGGAUUAAGGGGAGUAUUGGAGAGAUCAAUCAGCUGAGUUGUGGAGGGAAUUUCUCACCUGCGAGAGCCAAAGGUUAUUCAAUCGCGUCGCUCGCUGUUUUUCCAGGAGUGAGUGGAUUGGAGGCGGUGGAUUCGAACGAAGAGCUUGUGAAUUUGCAAAAAGAAAAGGUUAGGGAUUAUCUGGAGAGCGUUAUUGUUGUUGAUUAUGUAGUGCCAUCUCCAUAACUUGCAAGUCUUUAAUAUUCACAUGCAUGACAUGUCUGAUAUUUUUGUGCUAAGAAUUGAACUAAGAUUUGCUCUAUCAUUGAUUUUGCAUAACAACUUCAGUAUUCCAUAACUAUGGAUUUUUAUUUUUGUC
Molecule: messenger RNA, 1052 nt
Organism: Manihot esculenta (cassava)
Lineage: Eukaryota; Viridiplantae; Streptophyta; Magnoliopsida; Malpighiales; Euphorbiaceae
Product: stress-response A/B barrel domain-containing protein UP3
Exons: 1
Coding region: 131-919 (262 amino acids)
Source: RefSeq, a predicted model, not a curated record